This is a messenger RNA of Portunus trituberculatus (swimming crab), 5638 nucleotides long. RefSeq lists its product as uncharacterized. The record is from RefSeq and is a predicted model, not a curated record. The transcript has 6 exons. Lineage: Eukaryota; Metazoa; Arthropoda; Malacostraca; Decapoda; Portunidae. Bases 699 to 3755 code for a protein of 1018 amino acids.
GGCAGCCCUGUGACUGUGACGCAUCAUACCUUGAGAUGUACUUGCAGGGCUGAGCAGAAAUCCAACCUGGGAUAUCCAAGACAGCAUUACACACUCCUGUACUUAUCACUCACACUCAUUUCUAUGUUGGCCCUGGUGGAAAGGGUUAGUCCGAGCCACCAUACCACACCCUAGCAACUUUGGCAAGUAGGUAAGAGGUGAUUAUGUUGUGCAAAUUUGUUGCAUUCAAACAGUUAUUUAUAUGUGCUUGUUGAAAUUGAUUUAUAUUUCAGUGUCUUUAUCAUAAAAUUAUUAUUAAGACUGGAUAACAUGGCUACCUAAAGUUAAACAUUCUUCGUGUGCUUAUGGAAGACAGUCACAUAAUCAGUUUGGGAUAUGGUAAAGUUAUUUUCGUAUGAGAAAUGUGUCAGCACUCCGUCUUUUGUAUUGUCUGAUUACAGCAUUAUAAAUUAAUAUUUUUUAAAAAAUUUCUGUUCUGUAUUUUCACUAAAGGUGAGUUCAGCAAAGGAUGCCCUCUUUAUUUUCUGAAUUUUUCUUCUUGAUAAGAGAACAACUAUCUUUUGAAAUAGUAUUAGAUUGAGAGGUGUUUUGUGAACCAAAAUCUAAAGUAUCAUUUUGAUCAAUAGUAUGUGAUGUAUAUAUUUGUUGUAUUCUUUUAUUAUUUUUUACCUCAGCUUAUUUUCAGAUAAUGAGACACAAUGGCCUAUCAGCAGGUCCACCUUACUCCUGAUGCCAUCAGUGAAGAUGAAUCAAACCUUUUAAAGUUAAUGAAGAUGGGACAUGGUAUAGCACGUUCAGUCCUGUACAAGAUCUUUCUUUGGGGAACAAAGCAGAAGGAAGAUGAAUCUGUGGAACAUUAUUUACUCAAUACUCAGGGAUACUCCAAGGAACGUUACAAAAAAUAUUUUGACCUAUAUCAACGCCAAAUAUUGUCAGAUAAAGAUAAAGAAUGUGAAUUUGAUGUAACAACUUUAUUUAACGUGAUCAGACAUACAUGUGAUAAACUGGAGACAACUCCUGAUGUUUGGAAAAUAGAAAAUGAUAAUAGAUUAGAAGGGCUUGUAACAGCAAUAAAAAAAUUUCGGAAUGAUCACAGUCAUAAAUUUGUUGGAGUUUCAUUGGAAGAGAUGAUUGUAAGAUCCAGACACUUGAGGGAUCUGUUAGAGAAAGCUUUGAUGGUGGCUGGAAAUCUGUAUGACAAGUCUGAUGAAGCUGUCCAAGAAGUGAAAAAAAUUGAGGAAGCAAUUGAAGCUGUCAGGAGCCAGCAGUUAAUCAAAUCAGAUAUUGAUAGUUAUGGAGCAAUUUUAGAGAAUGAAAAGCUAAAAUAUUUCUUGAAAAUAGAAGGUGCUAAAGAAUUAAGGGAAAAAUAUAAAGAUCUGUGCCAACUCAACCCUGUUUAUUUCUUAGAGAGCGAAGGAGUGCUUCUUGAUGUCAGUAUGGUCUUCACACAAAUUGAAGUGGAAAAUGCUGGAAAAAAGGCAAAAGGUUUUCAUGUACCAUGCCAUGAGAUUCUGACAUUUUGCAGGAACAAUAAUACAUUGAAGCAUAAUGCCAAUGUAGAAAGUCCUGAAGCUUAUCUUAUUGAGGGCCCAGCAGGAGCUGGCAAAACAACCCUAAUGAAAUAUUUUAAGUCUGUGUGGUUGAAUAAGAAGAAAUCCAUAUUAGGUCUUGAUGAGUAUGAUCUCCUCUUAGUUUUUGAGUGCAGGAACACCUCACUCUCAUCUUUUUCUCAACUUCUGUGUCAGCUGAUGCCUAAGACAAAUGCCACAUAUUUUAGAAAAGAUGAACUUUUGAAAUUCACUCUUGAUUUGAAGACACUUAUUUUAGUAGAUGGGCUAGAUGAACUGAAUUCUUAUUCUGAAAGAGUAUUCUUAGAUAUAAUAAAUCAAAAUAAUAAAAAUCUAGUUGUGUUAUGUACAUCACGUCCAGAAAAGGCAAGGCAUUUCAAGAUGCAUGUGCCUUCCACAUUCCAUACUGCUCAUCUCAAGAUCAUUGGCAUUGCUGAUAACAGAAAGGAAGAAUUUGUUAGGAGGUAUCAUGAAGAAAUGUGGAAGCAUGGCAGAAGCAAGCAGGAUACAGAGGAUCUCAUUAAUUACAUUAAGAAUUCUGAAUCUCAUCUCAAGAGUCAUUAUCGACUGCCCCUUAACUUGGUAUUACUCACAUGGCUCUGGGCUGAUGACCCCCGUGAAGUAACUCCUGUAACAACAUCUUGUGAAUUGUACAUACAGACACACAACCUCAUGAAAAAAAAACUUUUGGAAAGACUAAUCCAUCAUAAAGAUACUUGUGGUGUUGAUUAUCAAGACUUGCAGGAAAAAAUUAAGGAUGUUAUGUAUAGUAUCUAUAAAGCAGCUCUACUAUCUCUAAAUGAAGAUGCAAUUGAAUAUUUGUUACCAAAGACUGUGGAUCAAAUUAAGGUCACAUGUACAGCUAACAAGUUGCCUGCCAGAGAGACUCUGUCUGCCUUUUUUGUAAUCAAGGUCGUAGAAGAAGAAGAAAAAGUGAGUGUACCACACAAACUUCUUCAUGACUUUUAUGCAGCGCAGUGCAUAGUGCAGAAUUUAUUCAAUGAAAACCAAGAAAGUAAAAUCAAGUCUCUUAUGCAAAAGCUAUCUGUGUUUUUGAACAUGGAGGAUGUUGAUCCUAUAAUGAAACAGGCUCUUCUUAGUAAGGCUGCAUUGACCCCUACUGCUCCAAAGCCAGGUUCCUUGAAAGCUGUGAUUGAUGAUCUUUGCAUCAGAGAGUCUGGAAAAAUGAAUAAAUACCAGAGCAUGUUACUACAUGUGGCAGGGAUAAUUUAUGCCUUACAUGGUCCUGAAGUUCGAGAAUGGAUUGCCAAGGAAAUUGUUGAAUUAUUAAAAGAGUCUGAACUUGGUGUAAGAGAUGACAAUCAGUGGUUUGACCUUUGUGAACUGACAAAGAAUGAACCAAUUGUCAUCAGCCAUAUUUCUAGACACAUAUCAAAAAGUAUAACUAUAACUGAUAAACGUAUAGGAGCAGCUCUUCUCAUGUUGCAAGAAGCAAGGCCCAAAGAAAUCUCUGUUAGUAUUUGCAGAAAAACCAGAGAUAUCCCAGAAUUACAAGACUUGAUGACUAGAAUUGCAGAUGUUGAAUCUCAGCUAGAUUUGAGUUUUUGGGAGGACUUCUGGGAGCCUGACUCCUUACCCAGCAAUGAUCAACAAGUUCGGACUGUCUCAAAAAGAUGUAAUCUUGGGAAGGUGGUGUGUCAUGUGAGUGGAAGCGUCCUGGCUGAGAUGCAAGGUACAAAUGUCUAUCUGAAUUUGGCUGUGACCAGUGAUGUGGCUGCACAAGAAGUCAUGGUCCAGCUUUGCAACUUGAGGCCAAACUUAAAGGUUAAUGGAUUAUGCCUACAUUUAACUACUGAUGUAUCCCCUGGAGUCUUGAGGAAGAUGGAGGACAUUGGCAUGUUGUGCUUAGCUGUGAGUGGAGUGCAGGAUUCUAGCAUCAUGGCUGUAUGUGAGAUGGCAAAGGCUGUCAUGCCUCCAAACUCUAUCUUGAUGGAUCUCCGAUUUCCACGGGCAGAAGUCACAUAUUUGGGCUGGGUUAAUUUAUUGAAGACUGUGAAGAAGGCUCGGAUAGGUGUUGCCCAUAUAUCCAUCCCAGAGGAAGUAGUGUUGCUGCAGAAAGAACAUGAUUGGCUUGAAAAUUUUGCUCAUAAAAAAAUAGCUAUAAGAUGUGCCUUUCGCAGACUUGGGAAGGAGCAGAUGCAUGAGGCAUCAUUUUCUGCCAUUUAACAAGCCUGGAAAUAACUGAUGAAAUUGAAGUUGGUAAGUUAAGGAAUGGUUUUGAAGUAGAGAAUUAAAGAAAAUGGUAACACAUGGCUCACUGCUUCUAUAGCAAGGUUCUUCAAAGUACAGACUGGGACCCAAUACGGGGUUGCAAUCUCUUAUUCAGUGGGUUGCUAUGUUGUAAACAGAUAUAUGAAGAGUAAUUCAAAAGUAGUAAUGUGUAUGUGUGUAUUUACCUAGUUGUGACAUUUGGGAGAGAAGCUGAAGUUUUUCGUCCCAUCUUCAUAACUGUUUUUAUCAAAUUUUUCCUUAAAAGCACAAACCAUCUCUCCCUUCUGUCUAUUUCAUGCUUUGGAGUUCUCCGAGGGAAGAUAAACUUCUUUGUCUCUUCUGUAGAUGGUUGUUUUUUAGUUUUCUUCCAUGUCCCCCUUGUUUCUUUGUUGCUUCAUCCCACUUAGUGAUCUCUAAAAUGCUAAAAUGUUACCUAUGUCUCAUUUCCAUGAUUGUGAGUUGCAUCCUGGCCAGUCUCUUCUCAUAUAGCAGAUCUUGCAAUUUUGGCAUUGCCUUGGUUUCUGCUCUCUGAACACCUUCUAACUUUAUUAUGUAGUUGUUUCAUUUGGUGACCAAAUUAUUGCUACAUUUUCUAAUCUUGGAUGUAAUAUUUUUGGCGACUAUUUUUCCUCAUCAUUUGUUCAUCUAGAGAAGCAAAGGCAGCUCUCAUGUUUCUCAGUAAGUGAGAGUUUCUCCUGUUAUCUUAAUUGAUAUCUUUUCGCGGUGAUAAUUUCUCUGAAAAUAUCAUCCUCAGAUCCUAUUCCUUUGUUGUCUUAUUUUUAUUAUUUGUGUGUGUUAAUUCAAUGAAGUAUCACUGAGUGUGGUGGCUGCUGCUCCACCUUUCUGCUGGUUGCUGUGAGAUUCAAUCAUUGUGUGUGUGUGUGUGUGUGUGUGUGUAUGUGUGUGUGUGUGUGUGUGUGAGAAUCAGCUUCCAUAUCAUAGGUAUAAAGGUACUAUAGAAUAAACAUACAUACUGUAUUGUGAAGAUAGUAUGUAUAUAAGAUCAAACUGGAUCAUGAUAAAAUGUUUGAAGAGAUCUGUCAAUGGAGACAAAAGCCAAUUUGUCUCUGCCUGACCCAGGACUGGAGUAAGAGAUCUGAAUGUGUUCAAUAUGCUACUGUUAUAUUAAUUUCUUUUCCAUGUCCAUAAUAGCUUAUAGGAUGCCAUAUUGUUUGUUAUAAGUAUUUACAUAAUGUUUCUCAUUACAAUAAGAUCUGAUAAAAUGUUGACAGACAGGUUGCCAUUAUGUGAAUGUGCAACCUUCCUUCCCCAUGACUGUGAUUAUAGUACUAAAUAUCAGGGAAAUUACACCCUUUGUACUAUCUUAUUUAGUGGUAUCAUAAAAGUGAGAAACCAAGCAAAUAUAUGUAUGUUAAUGCAUCACUGGGCAGUGCAUAUGUGAAGACACAGAGGAUGAAUGCUAUACUUUCAGUCAUUUUAGAUAUACCAGGAGAUAAUCAUCAUUCAUUGAUUACAGAAAUAAUGGAGUGGAAAAGACAAUAUAUGUUCAAGUAUAUAAAAGAAUCCUCCCCCAUUCAUCAUCUUGUGACUUAAGGGUGGGAUUAAAAUACCAGUUCUUGCCAGUGGACUGAACUGCCUUGAAUUAUGUGGCUUCACCUUUGGCUUCAGUGUUUGAUAAGUUUAGCAUUAAUAAAAAAAAUAAAUAAAACUAAAAACUGGAUGUAUAUCGUCCAUCAGAUCUUUAUGUGAUAUUAUGUUUUACAAAUAAUAAUUAAAAUUUUUAGACUAAUGAAUUUAUACACUGGUGUAUAAACAUUUAUUUUUUUAUAAGUAUACUUUUAUAUCAAUUUACCUUUCAAAUAUAUUCUUGCCUAGGC